Molecule: messenger RNA, 396 nt
Organism: Clunio marinus
Lineage: Eukaryota; Metazoa; Arthropoda; Insecta; Diptera; Chironomidae
Source: the annotation of a GenBank genome assembly
AUGAAUGUUAUUAUUCGAUCAUAUUUUAUGUUUGGGGAUGACGAUACUGCUCAAUUUGAUGGAAGUUAUUUGUGUAUUGGAAUAGAAAUGAUUUGCAUGCAACAGAUGAAGAUUUUUGAACAAUCAAAGUCAUUUUCCGUUGCAUUUUCAGACCAUUUAUUUGAGCUGUUUAACAUCAAGGAAAAUAAUCACAUCGUCAGCAUCAAUACGCAACAAAAUUCAACAGCAUCACAUUCUAACAACAAGGAUAUCACAAACAAACACACAGCAAUCAACCACACCAUUCAGUACAUCAUUUAUCUGCAAUUGCCUUUCACUCACUUCAAAGAAAACUCUUCACACGCAUUCGGCUGUUCACCAGCCGCAUAUUUGCUCCCUGUGAGUAUUCCUAUUUAA